UCUGCCACAACAAAACAUUCCGCUGUCAGCCAAUUCACGGCUGUACACAAGUAGUUACUGGCACACAGAGGCCGUUACAGAUACACGCAAAAUAUUUACUUUUAAAUACGAAACUUCUAUUAUUAGGCACGAUCGAGAACCUGCCCGAGUAAUAACGAAUUUGACCCGGAGUCGUUAAGGCUGUGCAGGGUGAAGUCGGGGGAGACGGACAGGAAAAAAACAAAGAUGGCUGUGUAGCCAGAGAGACGAGUCCCAACAGAAGUGUCUCUAGCCGCGGCUUUGAUCACCGACAGGUCCCGUGAGUCCCGUGGACAGUCAGUCGGUACCGGAGCGGGGACAUUAGACGAGCAGCCGAGCUGGGCCGCGGUGCACAUCUUUGUAUUCUGCUGUCAUUGCGAAUAACGGCGUCGAGAGCACAACAACAGCUGAGGGACGCCUGAGUUGUUUUUGUUCUGCCUGGGCAAAGGGAGAGGACUGCUGUGUUUUUGUCAACGUAGCUAGCACAUAGUCUGCUAGCUUCACUGUAAGUCACCAAAACUAGUCAACAUUUAAUUUAGUCGUUAUUACAUUUUGCACAUGAUCUCGUUAUUACACAAUCAUUGGUUUGUUAAAUUUUCAAGUUCCUAAGUGUAGGGUAGCAUUAAUAAUAAGUUAGUCCGCAUUCCUUUCUGACAGCCUGCUGCCGUAGCGUUAGCCUGGCUAACGUUAGCUAGCUGUCAGCUGACCGUUAGCUUGACAGGUUGUGAGCUAGUCCCUAGCUAACCUGCUAAUAUUUCGGGUUCAGCGUGGUCGCGGCAGGUACAUCUCAGACAUUUCUAGACAGUCAUCGCCAUGUCUUCACUGGAAGAGAGAGACGUGGGCGUUGCGGCCGCCCCUGGCUCCUCCUCGGCCGGCCUGGGGGUCGGGGCCGUGGGGGCGGCAGUGGAGGCUGUCGCCGGGGUCGCUGCCAUGCAGGAGGAGGUCGGGAUACGACGAGAAGGGCCCGAGCCUGACGCAGACGAGCCACCCAAGAAGAGGGUGAAAAUGCCCGAGGGAGAGUCAGGAAAGCUGGAGGAGAGACUGUACUCAGUGCUGUGCUGCACCGUGUGCCUAGACUUGCCCAAGGCGUCUGUAUACCAGUGUACCAAUGGACAUCUGAUGUGUGCAGGCUGUUUCAUCCACCUCCUGGCUGAUUCUCGUCUCAAAGAAGAACAGGCCACAUGUCCCAACUGCAGGUGUGAGAUCAGCAAGAACCUGUGCUGCAGGAACCUUGCGGUGGAGAAGGCUGUCAGUGAGCUGCCGACAGAAUGUACCUUCUGCCUAAAACAGUUCCCCCGCUCCAGCUUAGAGAGACACCAGAAAGAGGAGUGUCAAGACAGGGUGACGCAGUGUAAGUACAAGAGGAUCGGCUGCCCUUGGCAAGGUCCCUUCCAUGAGCUGCCAGCACAUGAGAGUGAGUGCUCCCAUCCCACUAAGACUGGUACAGAGCUGAUGGGAAUCCUGGGAGAGAUGGACCAGAACCACCGCAGAGACAUGCAGCUCUACAACAGCAUCUUUAGCCUGCUCUGCUACGAAAAGAUUGGGUUUACAGAGGUGCAGUUCAGGCCGUACCGCACUGAUGACUUCAUCACUCGUCUGUACUAUGAAACACCGCGCUUCACUGUCCUCAACCAGACGUGGGUGCUGAAGGCCCGCGUUAAUGACUCCGAGCGCAACCCCAACCUCUCCUGCAAGCGCACACUCUCCUUCCAGCUCAUCCUCAAGAGCAAGGUGAACUCUGCCCUGGAGUGCUCCUUCCUGCUGUUGAAGGGGCCGUAUGACGACGUGCGGAUCAAGCCUGUCAUCCACCACCACUCCUUCAGCAACGAUGCCAACGAGACCGACUACGUCCCUCUGCCCAUCUCUGAUUCGGUGGAGUGCAACAAACUGCUGGCCGCCAAAAACAUCAACCUGCGCCUAUUCAUCUUCCAAGUCCAAAAAUAAAGAGUGAGGGAAGAAGAGGAGGAGGAGGAGGAAGAAGAGGAGGAGGAGGAAGAAGAUGGAAAGGACAAGGAACAAGAAGAAGGGUGAUGGAGGACGAGGGGCUAAGAGAGAGAGGAUCUGAUGAAGAUUAAAGAGAGACACCACUGAACCACUGAUACCUCUUAACACCUACACACACACACACACGCAAAUACAUGUAUAUACUCACUCACACAGAAACACACAAUCACGCAGGGUACACACGCCACCACACACAUAUAUACACACAUAUAUACAUACAUACAUACAUACAUACAUACAUACACACGCACGCAAACACACACACACACACACACACACACACACACACCACUAAUUACACUUACCUCCUUUUACAAGAUAGUGAGACCCCUUGCUUGGGGGAGCUGUGAGUUGCUAUGGAGAGGGGUGGGCAUUGAUAUGGGAUGGAGGGGUGGAGUGAAACCUGCGAUGGCACAGGUGGGGGGUGUCGGGGGCAGCGAGUGGGGGAGGGGGUUGUGACAUGGUUGGUGUGUACCUGAGAUGGCUCUCUGAGGUCAGGCUGUGUCUGACCUUUGACCCCUGACACCCACAGCCAAAGGUAGCACACACACCAACCAAAGCAGGAUUUGCUGGGUGCGUUUGUUGCGUGCCUGUUUGUGUGUUUGUGUGUGAGAGAGACCGACAGAGAGAGAGAGUUAAGUGAUGGACCCUGGAGUGCGGCCCACACUCUGCUUACAUGUUCAAAUGUCCCAAACACACGUGAUAAUGUGAAACUAGAGCGUCUGACUCUACUGAGCUGUUCUUUGGACAUGUGAAGGGAUGUUGAGUGUGUAUGUGUGUGUGUGUGUGCGUGCGUGCGUGCGUGUGCGUGUAUGUGCGUGCGUGCGUGUGUGUGUGUUUGUCUUUUUCCCGUCCCUCCACAGUUUCGUCAACAAUUUCCUUCCGUUUUGGCAAACUUUCCCCUUUUGUGUCCCAGACUUUGCCAGAACAGAGGAAAGACGGCAUCCCCACUUUAACCCUCUUUUACCUUUCAACAAGAGGAGAGAUGGCCUGGCUGCAUGCAUAUUUUAGUUUCUUAGACUUAUUCCUCCAGCUGUGGUUAUAUUUAACCUUCAACACUACUAUAAUUUUUAUUUCUCUUAACCCUAAAUAUCUAAGUACCUGUGAACUCUUUUCUCUUUAGUUGGGUUUUAGUGUGUGAACAGCUGCCUGUGUGAGUGUGUGUGAGCAAAUCACAACUGUGAGAUUCCUGUAAACAUGUCCUAAAGUGAACCAGAGUAUGAUCGUUAGAGUACAGAACCAGCAAGACUGGAUUACCAACAGACCUUCAGGGGGCCCCACGUUCACUGCGUAUCGGUUGUAGGACUGCAACUAUUUUAGUUAUUACCUGCAUAUUAUUCUCUCAAAUAUUAAUUUAGUGUAUGAAAUGUCAAAAGUAGUAAAAAACCAGAUCCCAAACUGACGUCCUUGAUCUCUAAUUAAGGAUUCAUCCUCAUAUUUGAUUGGGAAUUUGCGCCGCUACAGUACCCUGUCAACAUUAUUAUGUAAUCUUAUGGCCGUGUGUCAAAAUCUAGGUUCACCACCUUUAUUGUUUUUUAUAUUGUUCUCUCAUGGUGCAUUUUUCUAUCUAUUUUUUAGAAAGUGUCUAUUUACAAAUUUUGUUCAAAGAUGUUCCAAAUCUCAAGGUAGUCAUCACUGGAAAUAUCAUUUCCUGCCAUCAUGACAGAUGGUCAGUGAUGCAUCUUGAGCCCUGAAAACAAUGACUCAAUACUUUUUUUCCAUCAGUUUGAAGAGUCGGCAGCUUUCAUCCAAAACUAGAAGUGUUAUAAAUCAGGUGAAACCUGCUUUUUUGGUGCAUUUUUCCUAAAUGAAAUUGUGUUUGACUAAAAUGAUCACAUAAGUGACACAGAGAAAACCUGGGGCCAGGUAGUAUCCCAGUAUAAGAGUAGUGGUUAGAUUCUGGGUCUUUGUGCAACAUAUAAUGAAGCUGAUGGGAACCUGAGCACAACAGGAGCCCAACUGCGAAUUUUACUCCCAACCAGGCUCAUCCGACCAUGGGGACUAGUCAACAACAGCAACGGAACGAAACACAAAUGGUGAGUGCUGAGUCUCAGGGCGCUCUGGAUUUCUUUGUGCGCUCGGAGCUCAACAGCUCUCUGGAGAGGACUUUUUUCUGGAAGAUCAGACUUUGGAUGGUGAUGGAUUGUGUGUGUGUGUGUGUGUGUGUGUGUGUGUGUGUGUGUGUGUGUGUGUGUGCGUGCGUGCGUGCGUGCGUGCGUGCGUGUGCGCGCGCGUGUGUGCAUGCAUGUUUGUGUGUGUGUGCGUGUGUGUGGCAGGGGUUGGGAUGGGGGGUUUUACCUUACCACAGUGACAUAUUAGUGUUAGACUUUCUUGAACGAGAACAAGACGAUGUUACUUAAGUAGAUUCUACUGUAAAGCAGAUAGAUCUCUCUCCUCCUGACCUCUACUUCCUGUAUUUCUGUGUUUUAAUGCUUCGUCUCUAUGCCAGUGGACUCACUCAUCUCACUAUGGCUGUACAUGUGCCUUUUAUUAAAGAUCAUGGAACCUGCA
This is a messenger RNA of Seriola aureovittata, 4533 nucleotides long. RefSeq names its product zinc finger TRAF-type containing 1 (gene zftraf1). The coding region runs from base 832 to 1962 and encodes 376 amino acids. Lineage: Eukaryota; Metazoa; Chordata; Actinopteri; Carangiformes; Carangidae. The transcript has 6 exons. Gene Ontology annotation, molecular function: zinc ion binding. Gene Ontology annotation, cellular component: nucleus. The record is from RefSeq and is a predicted model, not a curated record.